UUCACAUUUUGGCACAUGCCGAGCAAGUUCUUGACCGUGUGUAUCCGCGCCCGUUAGGCCUGAUGUAUUUGCUAAAAUCGUUCAAAAAUCGAAGAAAAACGUGCUAAAUUCGUCAGCGCCCGCAGGAGACCGUGAUUCCAGUGUUCAGAAGUGGAAAUUUCAAUAUUAUUUGUUUCGUUCUCGCCCCCUCCGUUGCCUCUGCGGGACGUGGCUGCGUCACCAACCAUCCAUCCAUCCAGAACGUCGCAGAGCAAGAAAGAGGUUAGCAGCAGUGAAAAAGGAUAUUUUGUUUGCCCCACCAGUAAGCAGCAGGGGUUAGAGAAGAAGUAGUAAUCGCAUAGUCGGAAGUAAACGGAAGCAACAGCAGCAAGAUGUCGUUCGAGGAAACUUCUGCCGACCGAAAUGUCGAGAUUUGGAAGAUCAAAAAACUUAUCAAAAGUUUGGAAAUGGCACGAGGCAAUGGUACCAGCAUGAUCUCGCUGAUCAUCCCACCGAAGGAUCAGAUCAGCCGGGUAAGCAAGAUGUUGGCCGACGAGUUCGGGACGGCCUCGAACAUCAAGUCGCGCGUGAACCGUCUCUCCGUACUGGGUGCCAUUACCUCGGUCCAGCACCGACUUAAACUAUACACCAAAGUGCCUCCGAAUGGACUCGUGAUCUACUGCGGUACGAUUGUCACCGAAGAAGGCAAGGAGAAGAAGGUCAACAUUGACUUCGAACCGUUCAAACCGAUCAAUACCUCUUUAUACUUAUGCGAUAAUAAAUUCCACACCGAAGCACUGACGGCACUACUGGCGGAUGACAAUAAGUUCGGUUUCAUUGUGAUGGACGGUAAUGGUGCGCUGUUUGGUACACUUCAGGGUAACACGCGUGAAGUGCUGCACAAAUUCACGGUCGAUCUACCGAAGAAGCACGGCCGUGGUGGUCAGUCGGCGUUGCGUUUCGCCCGUCUACGUAUGGAGAAGCGUCACAACUACGUACGGAAGGUUGCUGAGGUCGCUACCCAGUUGUUCAUCACUAACGACAAACCAAACAUUGCCGGUUUGAUCCUUGCCGGUAGUGCCGACUUCAAGACCGAACUUAGCCAGUCAGAUAUGUUUGAUCCGCGGUUGCAAUCGAAAGUAAUCAAACUAGUGGAUGUAUCGUACGGUGGCGAAAACGGUUUUAACCAAGCUAUUGAGCUGGCAGCUGAAUCACUGCAGAAUGUUAAAUUUAUACAGGAGAAGAAACUGAUCGGGCGAUACUUUGAUGAAAUUUCGCAGGACACCGGCAAGUACUGUUUCGGCGUAGAAGACACGCUGAAGGCGUUGGAAUUGGGCUCAGUGGAAACGCUUAUUUGCUGGGAAAACUUGGACAUUCAACGUUACGUGCUGAAAAAUCACGUCAGUGCGACAUCCACUACAGUAUUGCAUCUGACCCCGGAACAGGAGAAAGACAAGUCUCACUUCACCGAUAAGGAGAGUGGCGUCGAGAUGGAACUGGUCGAAUCACAGCCGCUGCUCGAAUGGCUUGCCAACAAUUACAAGAGUUUUGGUGCUACUCUGGAAAUUAUUACUGAUAAGUCCCAGGAGGGCAGCCAGUUUGUCCGAGGAUUCGGUGGAAUAGGAGGUAUUUUGCGCUACAAGGUAGAUUUCCAAAGCAUGCAACUAGACGAACUGGACAACGAUUGUUUCGAUUUAGAAGAUUAUUAAAUUUUUAUGUUUUAUGAAACUUUCAGUUAUACAUCAGGCUAGAAAAUAUACAAAAAAAGAGAAUAAUAAGAGUAAUCGUGGUUGAAACCAAGCAAAAUGCGUUUCUUUCAUUUUGUCGUGUGCUUGUAUAGAGAAGGAAAAGAAAUGCAUAUAUAGGAAGGA
Messenger RNA from Sabethes cyaneus, 1850 nucleotides. It is a transcript of the gene eRF1, whose product is annotated as eukaryotic peptide chain release factor subunit 1. The transcript is spliced from 8 exons. The record is from RefSeq and is a predicted model, not a curated record. Gene Ontology annotation, cellular component: cytosol; translation release factor complex. Gene Ontology annotation, biological process: cytoplasmic translational termination. Gene Ontology annotation, molecular function: translation release factor activity, codon specific; sequence-specific mRNA binding. The coding region runs from base 372 to 1688 and encodes 438 amino acids. Lineage: Eukaryota; Metazoa; Arthropoda; Insecta; Diptera; Culicidae.